AUGAUCAAGGACCAGAUCGAGCGUUCUGCUAGCAUGCUACACGAGGUGAUCUUGGUAGACUCUCUAGUCGGCACCGACGAUGCGUCUGGCUCUGCUUUCCCGGCUCUCGUGGAUGCGGUCCUCGCCUAUUCCAAUCGAAUCCAAUCACUUACAAUCGCCUCAAAUGUUCUAUCGACCGAUCGUCGCCAGCGCAAGAACGUUUGGAGCGGUGCUACCUACUCUUUCCCCAACUUGGUCGAGUUCAGACUCUCGCUUCCUGACUGGCCUGCGGACACGAACAAAGCGCUCUACGACAUGGUUUGUACCAAUGCGCCGAAACUCGUCAAGAUCGACUUGGGGUCCGAACCAACCUGGAGUGCACAUAUCUUCGGCAACAUCCAUUCCCCGCUCGACCGGCAAGCGACUCCAUGGCAGCGGCUCACAUCGUUCAAGGGGCCGUUCUCUGAUCCUCAUUUCUUCUUCACUGUAAUGGCGAGAUGCCCUCAGCUACGGGAGUUAGAGGUCACUGGCUCUGGAUUGAAUCCAAAGAUCAACAAGUGGAGCGUCGAGCUGGUCCACAGGCAGCUUCAGUCGCUCGUCCUUGUGCUUGACAAGAAAUCCACUGGCUUCUCUGUCCCGUUGGAUUUGCUGAAUCUGCGCGGCCUUGAGAAGCUCACCAUCAUCCGCACCCCAGGGGCUGAAUCUAAGGUCUCGCACAUCGAGUUCGCUCGUUCUCUGCGCGGACUGGGUGAUCGCUCUGGCUGCAAACUCAAGACGUUCCACUGGUCCGUACCGCUCGAUGGUAAUAUCGACCCUUCCGUUUAUCAGCACCCGAUGUUCCAUGGCGCCAAGGAGUACCGUCCCACCACCGCCAAUGUCCCUGCCACCACCCGUGCGCAUGGAAGGGAACGUGCUCUGUCAAGACUAUGA
Messenger RNA from Coprinopsis cinerea okayama7#130, 909 nucleotides. RefSeq lists its product as hypothetical. The record is from RefSeq and is a predicted model, not a curated record. The coding region runs from base 1 to 909 and encodes 302 amino acids. The transcript has a single exon. Lineage: Eukaryota; Fungi; Basidiomycota; Agaricomycetes; Agaricales; Psathyrellaceae.